AUGGCUACUCCUCCCAGGACCAACAACUUCCUCGUCCUUACUGCUGAGCCAGAGCCUCCCAGGCGCCGCUCUUCUACCUUCCUUUCUCUUGCUCCCGACACCUCAUCCUCGUGGCCCCAGAUGCCCGUGAGCCGUGGCUCUGUCAGCAGCACUGAUGGCGCCCAGCCCGAGCCUCGCCGCCGCAUCUCGAGCGUGAGCAGCGGCUCCCGAGUGCUCAAGCUAGGCCCCGUCCACUGGGGGGAGCACCUGGAUGAGCACAAGGAGGAUUUCCAUGAGAUCUCCCAAUAA
Molecule: messenger RNA, 288 nt
Organism: Clonostachys rhizophaga
Lineage: Eukaryota; Fungi; Ascomycota; Sordariomycetes; Hypocreales; Bionectriaceae
Source: the annotation of a GenBank genome assembly